GGUUAGAUUGAUAUGUCCGAAACUGUUGAAUGUCAUUUUUGCAAAAGCAAGUUUUCCGACCAUGCGGAAUAUUGGAAGCAUGUCUACGAGGAGGACUGUACCGCUCCACAUAAGGAGAUAAGUCUCUCUACUAGUGAUUACAACACAAAUAUUCAGAAAUCAAAUUAUGAUGUUUCCAGAAUACGUGACAACUUACAGGUUCCAAAUGGACACUCUAGUGAAAUCAAUUUUUACACUAGGUCAACAACAUAUAAUGGUAGUGAAAAGUCAGUUAAGGAAGAUAAAACUAACCGUGUUUAUUGUUCUAUAUGCGAAAUAUAUAUGAGACCACGUGAUGUAAUGAAUCACGAAAGCGGGAAGAAGCAUCUAAAGAGGGCAGGCGCUUUGAGUUUAAAUGCAUGUAGACCUGAUGCGUUUCAGUAUAUUGCAGAAAGCUAUUUGAAUACUAAUUACCCAACAAGUAAUCAUGUACAGUGCCUUAGUGAAUCCGGAGAAAGUAGCGUUUCCAAGUCUCAGAAUCUACCAAGAAAUGUAGUUCAGACGCAGAAAUGCGAUAUCGAUUCCGAAUAUAUUGAAGAUGAAGCUAUGCGUGAGUUGGUCGAAAAACGGUGCAAAGAUGUUUCAAAUGAAAUAACUGUCAAGUCAGUGUUACGUAGAAUGUGCAUGAUUGGAAUUUCAUCUCAGCUAACUGAGAUUAUUGGGGAUGGGGAUCAAAACAAUGACUUCCUUUCGCAAUUAAUGAUAAAAUGUCGAAAUGACUUAAAUGCUCUUUUACAUCAUGAAAUACCUAUUCCUUGGACCUGUCCAAAGUCGAAUUCACAGGCCAAUGGCACAUCAAAACAUAAGACUGAUCAUAGUCAUAAUAUGUCGUUUGAUCACCUCUUAUUAUGGAUUAAACAACUUCAUAUUUUGGAGAACGGUUAGAUUAACUCAGUGAUGUAUUUGUAUAGAUUUUAUAUCUGAGUUUUCAGAUAUAAUGAGUUAUAAAAAUGCAAGUGUUUAUUUAUUAAAA
Messenger RNA from Trichobilharzia szidati, 1012 nucleotides. The record is from the annotation of a GenBank genome assembly. NCBI's taxonomy places the organism in Eukaryota, Metazoa, Platyhelminthes, Trematoda, Strigeidida, Schistosomatidae.